Molecule: messenger RNA, 1864 nt
Organism: Pogona vitticeps (central bearded dragon)
Lineage: Eukaryota; Metazoa; Chordata; Lepidosauria; Squamata; Agamidae
Product: prostasin
Biological process (GO): proteolysis
Molecular function (GO): serine-type endopeptidase activity
Source: RefSeq, a predicted model, not a curated record
UACCACAGACACUAAGCCUCGAAGGAAACGACUUCACCUGAAACUGAUCAGAGCAAAAUUUGGACUACGACUCAAAACAAGACCCUGAAAACGGAAGUGGGCAGGGGAAUUAUGCUUAUCCUGCGCUCCCAACUCGUGGUGUGGCUACUGCAGUUGACAAUGCUACAAGGUACUACUAGCUCAGAAGCAGCCUGCGGGCAGCCAGUUAUAUCUACACGAAUUGUUGGUGGGCAGCCAGCCACCGAAGGCGAAUGGCCCUGGCAGGUCAGCAUUUCAAUGAACGGUCAACAUAUAUGUGGAGGUUCUCUCAUAGCUGAGCAGUGGGUGCUAUCUGCAGCUCACUGCUUUCCAUAUGCUGUAGACUAUGACGUGCAGCUUGGGGUCUAUCAGCUCAUGAACCCCUCAUCAGACUCUGUGACCUCUACAGUGCAACAGAUUAUCCCCCAUCCAGAUUUCAAUGGUCAUGAUGGCUCCAGUGGAGACCUGGCAUUAUUAAAGCUGACAUCCCCCGUGAAUUUCACUGACUACAUCCUCCCUGUUUGCCUGCCACACUCCUCCACAGAGUUCCCCUCCGGAACAAACUGUUCGGUCACUGGAUGGGGAAAAAUAGGAGAAAACGACCCCUUGGAAAGUCCGAAAACCCUUCAGGAGUUGGAGGUGCCACUCAUUGACCGAGAGACAUGCAAUGCUAUGUAUAACAUUAACCCAGAUGAAGAAUUUGGCAUGAAUCCUAUCAAGCCUGAUAUGCUGUGUGCUGGUUAUGAAGAAGGAAAGAAAGAUGCAUGUCAGGGUGACUCUGGGGGACCUUUGGUGUGUCCAAGCGAUGGAGUUUGGAUUCUGGCUGGGGUUGUGAGCUGGGGGGAUGGCUGUGCCCAACCCAAUCGCCCUGGCAUCUACACUUCGGUUCCUUACUACGCUGAUUGGAUCCAAGAGAAAAUGAACGGCGGGCUCUCAAAUACCCCUACAAUCACACUCCUCUUGAUUUCUCUGGCACUGACUCUCUGGUGAGAUAUUCAGCUUUCGGUCUUCAGUCUGCUAGCUAAUGGUGUGGAAUAUUCAGAAUGCUCUUUGGACUCAGUUUAGUAGUGUCCCAAACUGCUGCAUGCAGUGGAGGAAUAGUUUUGUUCUGAUUAAUGAGGGCAAGUCAAUGUUAUUGACUUAAAUUGUUUAAAAAUCAUUUGAUAAUGAUUUAAUGUUUAAAGAUCAUUUGAUUAAAAAUCAUUUAAUAAGUUUUGGGGCCUAUUUCAGACAACUGCUCCAAUAUCUUGUCUUCCCAACUAACUUGGAGAUUUCUAUCUGCUUCUCAAUUCUUUAAGUGGAAGGCACAGAUGCUUUGUAUGUUCACUCUGUCAGUGCAUUUUUUUACUCCAUACCACUUGGGUUUAACAAGUAAAGCUUGACCAAAAUCGGCAAGUGGACCAGCUUCGCAACAGAUUUACAAGCAGAACUGUUUUGGAUGCUUUUAGCACAGCGUACUCCAUUUGGAAUACAUUACAACAAUAUUUUAUGUCCACUCACAAUGCAUAGCUGCCUUCUUGUCAUGCGCAAAAGAACCUAUUCUGCAAGAGUGGCCACAUACAGCUCCACAAGCAUUUCCAUCCCCCCCCAUCCAUCCCCACCUCUCCAUGUUUUCCAUAAUGGGCCAGGAUUCUCCCACAACACCUAAAAUUUGCCACCUCCAUAAGAACCAAUUUUCCAGAUAUUGUAUAUUUCACAUCUAACAUGUUCCAUUUCAUUAAAUAAUCACAAGAUCUCUGCUCACGACCAUCUGAUAGAGGCACCAGCAUGAAAUGGAUGGUCCACAAAGACUACAAUGGCCAAAAGAGAGUAAAGCUUCAGUUCCUUUAGCAAAUGGGGACGUGGU